This is a messenger RNA of Guyanagaster necrorhizus, 2126 nucleotides long. RefSeq names its product aldehyde dehydrogenase. Lineage: Eukaryota; Fungi; Basidiomycota; Agaricomycetes; Agaricales; Physalacriaceae. The coding region runs from base 427 to 1935 and encodes 502 amino acids. The record is from RefSeq and is a predicted model, not a curated record. The transcript is spliced from 14 exons. Gene Ontology annotation, molecular function: oxidoreductase activity, acting on the aldehyde or oxo group of donors, NAD or NADP as acceptor.
AUAUGCCUAUGAUCUUUCACAUGUAUCCCGUUGGCUUCCAGAAGGUGAGGGAUGAUAGCCAUUUCAAGUGAGAGGAAUGCUGGUACUGCGCUUUUUUCGCAGUUGCACGGCCUAUAUCGAGUUGGGAGUCGCCUCAAAAGUGGUCGACGAGCAACAACAUUCACUGUGUUUGAGGUUUAUAUCACGGACGAUAUACAUAAAUGACGUUACGAUAAGUCCUCUGUCAGCAACACUCGGCAUCGGUUCCAUACCUCAAAUCCGCGUUUUUGCCGUGCCGUGGGUUGUUGGUGUCAGCCGGCUUAAUAGUCUCUUUCUGAUCUUCUCUUCUAUGUUUAAUUGACAUUACGAAUGGCGUUCGCCUGACUCCACCGUGCUUUAUAAGAGUCGGGCCAACCUCAAUGCCCACAACCUCUUCUGUCCCUAACCAUGAGUCAAACUUUCAGCUACGAUUUUGAUACACCCACCUUCAAGGGCACCACCAAAGUCCACACUGGUCUCUUCAUCAAUGGAAAGUUUGUUGCCCCCGCCGAAGGCGGUUCUAUCGAAGUUGUCAACCCAGCCACCGGGAAAACAAUUACAUCCGUUGCUGCUGGUACGAAGAAAGACGUCGACCUCGCCGUCAAAGCAGCCAAGGAGGCCUACAAGAAAUCGUGGGGCCUCAAGUGUCCUGGUUCUGAACGGGGACGGCUCCUUUCUAAAUUCGCAGAUCUCGUGGAACAGCAUAUUGAUGAAUUGUCUGCCCUAGAGACAUUGAAUGUCGGGAAACCAUUCCUGGUCGCUAAAACCCUGGAUGUUACCAGCGUGGUCGCCGUCCUGAGGUACUUUGCUGGCUGGGCAGACAAGAUUCAGGGGAAAGUUAUCGAAACUAAUGCAGAUAAGCUAAGUUACACUCGCCACGAACCCUACGGCGUUGUGGGGCAAAUCAUACCCUGGAACUACCCUAUGUUGAUGGCGGCUUGGAAACUCGGCCCAGCGCUUGCUACUGGAAAUACUGUCGUUCUGAAGCCAUCCGAAAUAACACCAUUAACUGCUCAACGUCUAUCUGACUUCAUCAUCGAGGCAGGAUUCCCACCCGGCGUUGUCAAUAUCGUAAAUGGCUACGGUAACACAGUUGGCCAGGCAAUCAGCGAACAUCCGGACAUCUCCAAGGUUGCUUUCACCGGAAGUACCGCCGUGGGAAGGAAGAUCCAAGAAGCGUCAGCCAAAUCGAACUUGAAAGCCGUCACUCUUGAGCUUGGAGGGAAGAGCCCGUGUAUCAUCUUCGACGAUGCAGACAUCGAACAAGCAGUGAAAUGGGCGACCUUGGGUAUUUUCUCUAAUGCGGGUCAAAUAUGCGCAGCCUCGUCUCGAAUCCUCCUCCAAGAAGGCAUCUACGAUGCCUUCGUUGAAAAAUUCACCGCGGUCGCGAAGAGUCUGCAGCACGUAACGGGCGACCCCUUCCUCGCCGAGACCCAGCACGGACCUCAAGUCUCGCGGACACAAUUUGAACGCGUCAUGAGCUACCUUCAUUCAGCCAGGACGGACGGUGCUAAAUUCCAUAUAGGCGGAGAGAAACAUGGCAUUGGAGAAGGGUUCUUCAUCCAGCCGACUGUCUUCACGGGGGAUAACCACAUGAAGGCAGUCAAGGAGGAGAUUUUCGGCCCCGUGGCUGCGCUGAUCAAGUUCAAGACUGAGGAAGAGGCGAUCGAGUUGGCCAACGACUCAUCCUACGGUCUAGCUGCGGCUGUUUUCUCAGAAAAUUCAAGUCGGGCUCUCCGAGUGUCUCACCAGUUGGAGUCUGGUACUGCCUACGUCAACUGUUACGGUAUCACAGAACCCGGCAUGCCGUUUGGAGGCUACAAGCAGUCUGGCAAUGGUAGGGAAUGUGGCGAGUAUGCCUUGAACAUGUACACAGAAGUCAAGGCUGUGCAUGUCAACAUCGGAAUGAAGAUCUAAGCGGAGAAAAUAUUCUUGUAAAGUAUGUACACUACCAGACUGUAUAUUUGAAAUCCAUCGACUGGACGGAAUCAGUGAGGUGUGGUGUAAGUAUCGUUAGUUUUUGAGUGGAGUAUUACUAUACUACCUAGUGAAUAUGCAAUACGUGAAUUACCUAGAUGUGUACAUCUCAAAUGACCAGCUUAAGCAGC